Messenger RNA from Telopea speciosissima, 1938 nucleotides. Its product is annotated as calcium-dependent protein kinase 1-like. Gene Ontology annotation, molecular function: calcium/calmodulin-dependent protein kinase activity; calcium-dependent protein serine/threonine kinase activity; ATP binding. Bases 1 to 1590 code for a protein of 529 amino acids. The record is from RefSeq and is a predicted model, not a curated record. Gene Ontology annotation, biological process: protein autophosphorylation; peptidyl-serine phosphorylation; intracellular signal transduction. The transcript is spliced from 8 exons. NCBI's taxonomy places the organism in Eukaryota, Viridiplantae, Streptophyta, Magnoliopsida, Proteales, Proteaceae. Gene Ontology annotation, cellular component: cytoplasm; nucleus.
AUGGGGAACCGCAGCGCUGUUCCGAUUAAGGAUGAUCAUCCCCAACCAGCCGGAGCUGGUAGAGUACAAACCAACAUCAACAACGUGCCGCCGUCUGAAGAAAACUCCUCUUCAUCGAAUCGGCACAAACGAUGGCCUCCGCAGCCAUCGAACAUCCCCCGUCCUCUCUCCGUCACUGGGCGCGUCCUCGGACGUCCGAUUGAAGAUGUGCGAUCCACAUACGUUUUUGGGCGAGAGCUUGGGCGAGGUCAGUUUGGGGUUACCUAUCUAGUCACGCACAAAGAAACCAAACAGCAAUUCGCUUGUAAGUCGAUAGCUACUCGUAAGCUGGUGAAUCGUGAUGAUGUCGAGGACGUCCGCAGGGAGGUGCAGAUCAUGCACCACCUGACUGGCCACCGUAACAUUGUGGAGUUGAAAGGGGCUUUCGAAGAUCGACACUCGGUAAACUUAGUGAUGGAGCUCUGUGCAGGUGGAGAGCUCUUCGAUCGAAUCAUUUCCAAGGGGCAUUACUCGGAGCGAGCUGCCGCUGCAUUGUGUCGGCAGAUGCUCACUGUUGUUCAUUACUGCCACUCCAUGGGGGUGAUGCACCGGGAUCUUAAACCGGAGAAUUUUCUUUUCCUGAGCCCUGAUGAGGACUCACCGUUGAAGGCAACGGAUUUUGGCUUAUCAGUCUUCUUCAAGCCUGGGCAAGUGUUCAAAGACCUUGUUGGAAGUGCAUAUUAUGUGGCUCCAGAAGUGUUGAAAAGAAAUUAUGGAGCUGAGGCUGAUAUUUGGAGUGCCGGUGUGAUACUUUACAUUCUUCUUAGCGGAGUCCCACCUUUUUGGGGAGAGAAUGAGCAGGGUAUUUUUGAUGCUAUUCUACGGGGGCAUAUGGAUUUCUCAUCUGAUCCUUGGCCUUCCAUAUCCAGCAGUGCCAAAGAUCUUGUGAAGAAGAUGCUACGGUCUGAUCCUAAGGAACGGCUUUCUGCAGUUGAAGUUCUAAACCACCCAUGGAUGAGAGAAGAUGGAGAUGCAUCUGACAAACCAAUCGAUAUUGCUGUCUUAACUAGAAUGAAGCAGUUCAGGGCAAUGAACAAACUGAAAAAAGUAGCAUUGAAGGUGAUUGCAGAAAAUCUCUCUGAAGAGGAGAUCGUGGGGUUGAAAGAGAUGUUCAAAUCCAUUGACACUGAUAACAGUGGAACUCUCACUUUUGAAGAAAUGAAAGCAGGUCUUCCAAAACUUGGUACCAAGAUUUCUGAGUCUGAAGUGAGGCAAUUGAUGGAAGCGGCUGAUGUUGAUGGAAAUGGGACCAUUGACUAUAUUGAGUUCAUAACAGCUACAAUGCAUAUGAAUAGACUGGAGAAAGAAGACCAUCUUUAUAAAGCCUUCGAGUAUUUUGAUGAGGACAAGAGCGGGUACAUCACUAUGGAGGAAUUGGAGCAAGCCCUGAAGAAGUAUAACAUGGGUGACGAGAAAACUAUAAAAGAGAUCAUUGCAGAAGUUGACACAGAUCAUGAUGGAAGAAUUAACUAUGAAGAAUUUGUAGCCAUGAUGAGAAAAGGGAAUCCUGAGUUGGUCACUAACAGACGUCGCAAAAACUUUAUAACUUAGUCAGUUUUUGCUUUGGUGGUGCUUACACUCAAUCUACAGUAUCCCAGCUUUCACAAAGAAGGAAAACUAAAAGUUUUGGGUCGUAAGAGUUGAUGACCAUGGAGGAUUAUGAUGAGAGAUAAUAUAGGAUGUAUUCUUGCGUUCAUUUCAUGAUCAUGUUCGCAUGUUUAUCCCACAUCUGUGUGACUCUCUUUUUCUUCAUUUUCUAGGCUAAUUUUGUUUGUUGUAACACAACUAGGGUUUACCCAACAAGAAAUAUAAUCUUUGAAAAAAAUGUAAAAAGGGCUUGUUGAAUUUUGUCCCUUUGUUCCAGUUUGGGCUAUAUUAAGAACUUGCAGCGUUUGGGAA